AAUUCUCGAAAAAAACGAUCCACGAAGAAUAGCAUAUUUCACAAAUGGUGAAGGAAAAGGUACAUUAGAAAGUUGUCAAGUGUGCAAAGAAGAAAACCCAAGGCAUAAUAUGUAUAACAUAUCACCUGACCAUUGGUUUUGUAAGCUUGAACAUAUGUACGCAUGGAAGAGUGCAGGAAGUCAAUAUAAUCUUAAUAAAAACAAGAUCUUGAUGGUUGCCCUUAAUUAUGUUACUGUGCAACAAUUAAUAGUCAAGGAAUGA
This is a messenger RNA of Dentiscutata erythropus, 262 nucleotides long. Lineage: Eukaryota; Fungi; Glomeromycota; Glomeromycetes; Diversisporales; Gigasporaceae. The record is from the annotation of a GenBank genome assembly.